Messenger RNA from Paramecium tetraurelia, 1503 nucleotides. RefSeq lists its product as uncharacterized. NCBI's taxonomy places the organism in Eukaryota, Ciliophora, Oligohymenophorea, Peniculida, Parameciidae. The transcript has 3 exons. The record is from RefSeq and is a predicted model, not a curated record. Gene Ontology annotation, molecular function: iron ion binding; monooxygenase activity; oxidoreductase activity, acting on paired donors, with incorporation or reduction of molecular oxygen.
AUGAUUUGUUAUUUCUGUUUAGCUGGCCUAGCAAUCUUCCUUUAUGUAUUUGUUAUACAUAUCUUUGUUAAAUUGAUGUUGUUAAAAUUGAAACAUGGAAAAGAUGUUUAUAUAUCCUUUAUCCCUUUAUUUGGUGAUUACUUUUUUUUGCAAUAAUCUUUUAAAAAAUAUGGUGAUGCAACAGAGAUCUUUAAAUAAAGGUGUUAAAAAAAUCCAAAUAUCAAAUUUGUGGCUUCUAAUAUUUUGAAUAAGAUAUUCUUAUUUGUUCAUGACCCUGAAUAUUAUAAAUAAGUUCUUGUCAAUCAUGAGAACUAUACAAAAGUGGAGAUUCUCUAUCAUCCCAAACUAUCAUCAACCUCUAUAUUAUUUGGUGAACCUUAAAAGGUUAAACAAUAAAGAUCUUUAUUAGGUGAGGCAUUUACGUUUGAGAAGUUGAAAUAAAGAACUCCAAUAAUAAAUCAAGUUUUACUUGAGAAAUUAUAGAAGGAGGACAAAACUAAUGUGUUGGACUUCUUAACAAAAACAUCAAGUGAAAUAAUAAUUAAAACAUUCUUUUGUAAAGAAUUAUAAGAAAUUAUUGUCUAAGGUAAUGAUAUUACAACAGAGAUGAUUGAUUUAAUAACAUAGUUAGGAGAUAUGCAAAUGAAUGAUUUAUAUGUGAGUAUUAAAUUAGCAUUAUUGGGAAGAAGAUCAUUUGGUUUGUUUCCAUCAAAAAAUGAAAAAUAAUUAGAUGCUCGCAUAGAUAGAUUAAUAGAUGGAACUUUAAUGCCCAUUAUUAAGAAUAAGAUUGCUAAUUAUAAGCCUAACUAAAAUUCAGAUUUCUUGGAUAUUUAUAUUCAUGCGUAUCUUAACUAAAAGCCAAAUGAACCUAAAAUUACAGAAUUAGAAUUAUGUUAAUUGUUUGUUUCCAUUGUAUCUGCAGGAACCGAUACUACAUCCCAUCAAAUUGCAAUAACUCUAUAUUAUUUGGGUGUUGAAAGACAAGCAUAGGAAGAGAUUAGAUAAGAAAUACUUAAUGUAGUUGGAAAUGAGGUGGAUAUUCAACCAUAACAUUUGGGUAAGUUGGUUUUAUUGAACGCUUUUAUUUAGGAAGCAUUCAGAAUUAAAAAUACUGUGAUUUAACCAUUAACUAGAAUAGCAAAAGAAACACAUUACAUUAAAAAUUUGAAAGUCGAAAAAGGUACCUACGUAGCUGCUUUGACUACUGCUCCUAGUUGGAAUGAUAAGUACUUUGAUGAUCCAAAUAAAUUUGAUUACAAAAGAUGGCUAAGUUAGAGACCCAUAAAGGAAGAUAAUGGUUAUGUAUUUGUACCAUUUUCUGCCGGUGGAAGAAAUUGUAUCGGAUAACACAUGGCUAUGAUGACUAUGAAGAUUAUGAUUGGACAAAUCUUGAGACAAUAUGAUGUGGUAGUAGAUCCCAGUGUUAAAGUAACAUUCCCUUUAGUAUUGUUUAUUCAAUACUCACCCUAAAACCUAGUCCAAUUGAAAAAGCGCAAGGAAUGA